GAAAGAAGGGAUCGUGUGACUAUACAUACGUGGGACGAGAUGAGGAAGGAAUUCGGUGUUGGAUUUAGAUUAACCUCAUCUCGUCGUUUACAUUGUAUUAUUCUAAUCAGCAGCAGCAUCACUACAUGAACCCUCCCGUUUUUGCACACUCUGAUUUUAUCAUGUAGCAGGAUUUUUACUGUCUGGCUUGCAUUAUUUUAAACUGGAGUGCUCAUCAGAGCAAAAAGAGUGAAAAAAGUUGCAGAUUCUACACAUAAUCCGUGUUAUCACCCUUCCCAGUUAGUAGCCAGGACAUAAUACCACAAACCACAACUUAUUUUACAUUUUAUUCGGUGGUGCUAUCGAGAGGCAGUAAGUAUUAGUUUACAUACAUUUUAUUGAAUUGAGUCUUCUGCUGCUGCACUGCUGGAUGACGAGGCGUGCAUCAUAACACAUCAUACACGUCGCUUUUUGUCAGUAAAAAAUUCACAUCACUGUGACGAGCCAGAUGUCAAGGAGUCUCCGAGAAGGAGAACAACUUGCCUGGUGAAAGCAGAAUUAUUAAAGGGUUGCGAGAUUCCGGGCAGGAGGAUUCUCCCCUGCUCGCCUUCAUUCACCUGUCACCAGGCACCUGCUGCUCAUCAACGAAACAAACAUUGUUUUUUUUCUGUUUUGUUCUGCCCACUCGGCUCAAGAUUUUGUUGUGUUCUAGUUCGUUAACUAAAUUUAUUGAUUGGAUUUUUUCCCAUUCUUCUUGUUGUUUCCGGUGAAUGAAAAUUAAUUGACAAUUGAUUCGGUAUUAUUGUGAGGUGACUGAAUUCGUGGUACUUAUCAAUGUGUCGAGGAGAAGAAUAAGUUACUCGAGAAGGUCAAAUAUUUCGGAGAACAAUGUCCUGAUUGAACUGGGAGUCGUUUUUAUUUUGUGAGACGAAGAUUUUCUAUACUUUCACUUGCACGUGUCAAAGGAGGACGCUUUAAUUACCUUGACUGAUCAUGAAAAUUUUAAAAUGCUGACGACGUUCUGAAAAAUAGCCCCCACUAAAUCAUCGAUAACUAAGCAAAACUUAUUCGACCUAUUCUACGAGUCUUCCUGAGAAGAAAAUUGUGUUGUUUGUCUACUCGUUCAAAUUAUGAGUGAUAAUUCUACGCGGAUGAUACCAUCUUCGGAUAGAGUUUUAAGAAGUAGUACAAAAUCAAAUAGGAACCAGAAGGGUGGCAGCAACAACUCUUCUGCACCUGAACCCAGGAAGAUAAUCGACAAAGGUUCGCCUAAAAUAAUAUCCACUCCCACCUCCUCAUCCUCCUCCUCUUCCGUUGUCAGGAGAAGGAAAAGGAAGGGUAACAAGAGUAUGGAUCAUCAGGAGUUGGGGGAUUACACCCCAAUCACCACUAAUGGCCCACGAAGUGGAAGUUCAUCACCGGUGGAUGAUGACGAUGACGAUGACUUAUCACCAUCUAGAAACAAGCUUUAUGACAUGAAUGUGAUCAACAAUGGAGAGAAGGCGCAUUUGCUAAUGGAAGAUUCUCUGGAUCAGCAUGACGAGAUAAGUUUUCAGGAUGCAAAGCCAAAGAUGGAGGAGGAAGAGUCAUUUUGGUCCAUCAUGGUCCAGGUUUUUAUACCAUUUCUUAUCGCUGGAAUGGGAAUGGUGGCAGCCGGCGUUACGUUGGACUUGGUUCAGCACUGGCCAGUUUUCAAAGAGGUGCCCGAGGUGUUCAUUCUGGUUCCAGCGUUACUAGGACUGAAGGGCAACCUAGAAAUGACGCUUGCAUCUCGCCUUUCUACCCAGGCCAAUCUUGGAAAUUUAGAUACUGCAAGAUCUCAGUGGCACAUGAGUGUUGGGAAUCUCAGCCUAGUUCAAUGCCAAGCCAUUGUUGUUGGCUUUUUAGCAUCAGUUGCCGCAAUAGUGCUAGGUUGGAUACCUGAUGGGCACUUCGAUAUGGACCAUGCUCUGAUAUUAUGUACGAGUAGUGUGGUCACAGCCUCUAUAGCAAGUUUUGCUCUAGGCCUCGUUAUGGUUCUGGUGAUUAUUUUGUCGAGGAUGUUUAGAAUUAAUCCUGACAAUGUUGCCACUCCUAUUGCCGCUAGUCUUGGUGACCUUACAACGCUCGCUUUGCUGGCAUUCAUAUCGAAUUCUGUCUACGGAGCAAUAGGCACUCACAAGUGGUUGUGCCCAUCAAUUCUUACAGGGUAUUUGUUAUCUAUGCCGUGUUGGGUCAUCCUCGCGAAAAGAAACAAGCUGACAAAGAUGGUGCUCUAUUCAGGCUGGACCCCUGUGCUGAGUGCCAUGAUGAUUAGCAGCCUCGGUGGACUUAUUCUAGACUUCACUGUUAAGAAAUUUGUGGGAGUGGCCGUGUUUCAACCCGUGAUAAAUGGGGUCGGCGGUAACCUGGUGGCUGUGCAAGCUAGUCGCAUAUCCACAUCGUUUCACUGUCGGACGCCAUUAGGGGUUCUUCCGAGCAGUGUUCAGCGAGUUUGUACCAAUCCUUGGAAUGCCUUUUUCGCCAAGGGUGGACAUGCAAUGACUGCUCGUGCCCUAAUUUUAAUGGUUGUACCUGGCCACUUAAUUUUUGCAUACACAAUCAGCUAUAUUCAAGCUGGUCAUACUUCAAUUACACCAGUUUUUGUUAUUUUCUACUUACUAGCAGCCUUAGUUCAGGUUAUCCUACUGCUCUAUAUUGCGGAAGUCCUCAUACAGUACUUGUGGCUGAAUAAAAUAGAUCCUGACAACUCUGCAAUCCCGUAUCUGACGGCUUUAGGAGAUGUCAUCGGUACUGCAUUGCUGGCAUUGGCUUUCCUCGCAUUGUACGCCAUUGGAGACAGGGAUUCGGACGUUGGAGAUUAGUUUCUUCAAGGGUUACGAAAGUAUAAAAGCAAGAUCCUGUUACCAAUCUUUUAAAGAUUCAAAGUUAACUAUUAUCGAGAUUAUUGAAUCCUGGACACAAAAAUUAUUAUGUCACCUUCAUUGCUCUUCAACCUCAACAGUUUGGGUGCAAUAAAAUUAACAAUAACAUAGGUAGUAAGUAGUUAGUCCUCUAAGGAACUAUAGAUGUACAUAUGUACACAUAUGCAUUUGUUCGUUUGCCAAACAUUUGGCAAAUGCGUGAAAAUCUCAACUUCUAGUAAUAUAAUGCGAUGACAGAAUUUAUUAGGUUAUUGUAAAUUGUUGGCGUGCAAAAAAGUACUUUUUUAGUAUUCCUGUUAUUUCCUAAACGGUAUCGUUCGUUGAUUUAUAGUUAUAUGCAUUUAGUUUUUAGAGCAGAAUCCAUUCAGUAGAUUCUUUAAACAUCAGAGAAAUUAUUUGUAUAAUUAUUAUUCAGUUGUGGUGCUAAUGAACUGUAGUCAAUUUUGGCCAUUGUUAUAAAUAUUAUGAAUAUUUGCACGAAAUGCCAACGCUGAAAACGUAAAAUAUGCGUAAUGCGUACAACAGCGUAUAGAAUGAUUACUGUGAUGCGCGAUGCCAAGUAAUAUGUAAUAGUGAGUAAUACGAAUGGGUCAUAAUAAUGGGCUGCAAAGAGUUGCUUGUGUAAUAUUUAGGAGGAAUCGUCUCGUUACUUUAAUUCAUUCGACAUAGUUCCAUAGACUUCAGUACUAGUACUUCUAAGAAUUGUCAAGUGCCUUGUACGAAACAAAAACCGUACAGUUUAGACAGUAUAAUAACAAAUAAUUGUACAAAAUUCCCUUUGCACGCAAAUAUACAAUCAUCGGGAUUAUGUGUGUGAUAAAUUAUUCAACAUUGUGACCUGAAGAGCGUGCCUCCUCACGGUCCAAAUUUCUAGUCUUAAAAGUCUUUUCUAGCUAGAAUUGUUUAUAAAAGUAGAACAAUACACUCUCUCGAGAACGCUUCUUGGUGCUGCAGACAACAUUUAAAUAUAGUAAAUGCAAAUAGAGUAUAGAACAUAUAAAGACCUGUAUCAUUACAUUGUAGCAAAAUUAUGGUAAAAAAUAAAUGAUCAGAAGCACAAA
This is a messenger RNA of Folsomia candida, 3943 nucleotides long. Its product is annotated as solute carrier family 41 member 1. The coding region runs from base 1110 to 2822 and encodes 570 amino acids. The transcript has 13 exons. Gene Ontology annotation, cellular component: plasma membrane. The record is from RefSeq and is a predicted model, not a curated record. Gene Ontology annotation, biological process: monoatomic cation transport. Gene Ontology annotation, molecular function: monoatomic cation transmembrane transporter activity. Lineage: Eukaryota; Metazoa; Arthropoda; Collembola; Entomobryomorpha; Isotomidae.